Messenger RNA from Tremella mesenterica DSM 1558, 1299 nucleotides. RefSeq lists its product as uncharacterized. Gene Ontology annotation, cellular component: mitochondrion. Bases 1 to 1299 code for a protein of 432 amino acids. Gene Ontology annotation, molecular function: FAD binding; sulfide:quinone oxidoreductase activity. Lineage: Eukaryota; Fungi; Basidiomycota; Tremellomycetes; Tremellales; Tremellaceae. The transcript has 7 exons. The record is from RefSeq and is a predicted model, not a curated record.
AUGGCGUCGAGGUCUAUACCGUCCCUCGUCAGACACGCAUCCACCUCGGCCGUGACAAAGCCUAAAGUGUUGGUCAUCGGUGGAGGUAUGUCCCGUCUCCCCACGAGCUUCAAAGCGGAAGGGCAAAGUCUGUCACCUGGCGAUGUGACCAUCGUGGAUAGUAACAAAUAUCACGACUAUCAACCUGGCUGGACAGUCGUCGGUUCUGGCUUGGCUCAGAAAACAUCAUUCCGUCGAUCUCUCUCCGCUCUCCUCCCGGCUCAUAUCGGUCACAUCGAUCAACAAGCGACGGCAUUCGAGCCGACUGCUAAUCGAGUCGUCUUGGCAGAUGGGAGUAAAGUGGAGUAUGAUUAUCUCGUCGUCGCUGCUGGUCUGGCCAUCAAUUACGAUAAGAUCAAGAACCUCACCGAAGCUCUUAAGGACCCUCUCACCAGCAAAAUCAGCACUAUAUAUUCAUACGAAACGGUGGACAAGACUUGGGAGUUGAUCAAAUCGUUUGACGGGAAAGGAGAAGCUGUAUUCACACAACCUUUUGGACCUGUGAAAUGUGCCGGUGCUCCUCAAAAAAUCGCCUACAUGGCAGACGCUUAUUGGAAAACGACCCCCUCAGUCCCACAUUCCAGAUUCAUAACCGGUAUGCCUACCAUGUUUGCCGUCCCCCACUAUUCCAAAAUCCUCGAUCGAUUGAGGCAAGAGAAAGGCAUCGCAGCAGAAUUCAACACAAACCUCGUUGAAGUCCGACCGGAAAGUAAAACCGCAGUUUUCGAAAUCUUGGCAGGGGAGAAAAAGGGUGAAAAGGUGGAGAAGGAAUUCGGUAUGCUUCAUGUCGUCCCUCCGAUGGGACCGUUGGGAUGGAUAAAGAAAAGUCCAUUGGCCGAUUCGGUUGGUUGGGUUGAUGUGGAUCAAGGGAGUUUGCAACAUAAGAAGUAUCCCAACGUGUUUUCGUUAGGAGACGCUAGUUCUUUACCUACUUCCAAGACCGCAGCAGCCAUCACGGCCCAAGCUCCCGUCCUCACACACAACCUCGUAACACUGAUGAAAACCGGUCAAGUUGGUAAGGCUAUAUACGAUGGGUACACCUCUUGUCCAUUAUUCAUAUCCCGUGGAGAAUUAUUAUUGGCAGAGUUCAAAUAUGGUUUAGAGAGGAAAGAGACUUUUGGAAGGUUUAUCGAUCAGAGUGUUCCUAAUCGCGCGUUUUAUCACCUCACAAAAGAUAUAAUCCCACAUUUCUAUUUUUCCCGAAUGACAAAAGGAGAAUGGUAUGGUCCUAGAGGAUUGUUUCCCCCUCAGUUCUCAUAA